AUACCUUCCCAGAAAUCUCUUCUCAGUUCUCUCAUCUUUUGCCAUUCAACACGUAACUAUUUUCUUCCUCUCUUCCUAUUCCUUCUUCUUAACCCAAAACCUUCAUAUUUUUCAUCUCUCUUUUCUCUCAUAGCCUUCUUCUUUUUCUUCCUCAGACUUAUCUCAUGACCACUUCUUUCUCUGACCUUCUCUCUUCUCCCACCGACCGGAACUCCGAAAGACCUCAAGAGUUGUCGGAUCAAACAGGUUCUGCUGUGCCAAAAUUCAAGUCCACACCACCUCCAUCUCUCCCUAUCUCUCAUCCUCAAAAUCAUCCUCUUCCACCCAUUUCUCCUUCUUACUUUAACAUCCCUCAUGGGUUAAGCCUCGCUGAACUUCUUGACUCCCCAGUUCUCCUUCACUCUUCCAACGUUUUGCCAUCUCCGACCACUGGAUCAUACGCUGGUCAAGGCUUCAAUUGGAAGAGCAGUUAUGGGGAAAACCAGCACCAUGUCAAAGAAGAAGACAAAAGCUUCUCAAGUUUCUCCUUCCAAACGCAAACACAAACACAGAUUCCUCUUACAUCUUCAACUGGAUUUCAAUCUUCAAACGGGUGGAGUUUCCCGGAAACUGCUAAACAAGAUGGAUUCUCUUCAAGAAUGAAUAUGAGUAUGGUGAAAACUGAAGCCUCUUCAGCGAUGCAGAGUUUCAACUCUGAGAAUAAUAACCACAACAGUGCUGGUAUUCAAUCAGAUUAUAGCAGUUACCAGCCACAGGUUCAGACCUUAAGCAGAAGGUCAGAUGAUGGGUACAAUUGGAGGAAAUAUGGGCAAAAACAAGUGAAAGGAAGUGAAAAUCCAAGAAGCUACUACAAGUGCACAUACCCCAGUUGUCCAACAAAGAAAAAGGUUGAGAGGUCCUUAGAUGGACAAAUUACUGAGAUUGUUUACAAAGGUAGUCAUAAUCAUCCCAAGCCUCAGGCUAACAAGAGGAACUCAUUGUCUGCCUCAUCACUUGCAAUAAACAGCGUCAACAAUGAAAUAACACAAGCCACUCAUCACAUGGAUUCGGUUGCAACUCCAGAAAACUCAUCCAUAUCAAUGGAAGAUGACGACUUUGGUCAGAGCAAAUCAGGAGGAGAUGAGUUUGAUAAUGAUGAACCUGAUGCCAAAAGAUGGAGAUUAGAAGGUGAAAAUGAGGGUAUAUCAGCUGUUGGAAGUAGAACAGUGAGAGAACCCAGAGUUGUGGUUCAGACAACCAGUGACAUCGAUAUUCUAGAUGAUGGAUACAGAUGGAGGAAAUAUGGGCAGAAAGUAGUAAAGGGAAAUCCAAAUCCAAGGAGUUACUACAAAUGCACAUUCACAGGAUGUCCAGUGAGAAAGCACGUAGAGAGAGCUUCACAUGACCUAAGGGCAGUGAUCACAACCUAUGAAGGAAAGCAUAACCAUGACGUGCCAGCAGCACGUGGCAGUGGCAGCAACUCUAUCAGCAGAGCAGUGCCUAUAAACGCUACCACAAACAGCACCACUAGUGCAGCAACUUCCAUAUACAGUAACAAUUCUCACCAGAAUCUUAGACCACCAGCACCAGAAAGGACACAACACUACAACCCCAAUAUGCAGCAGGGCUCAGGAAGUUUUGGAUUCUCAGGGUUUGGGAAUCCAUUAAUGGGGUCUUACAUGAACCAACAUUCUGACAAUGUGUUCGCUUCUAGAGCCAAGGAGGAGCCAGGAGAUGACUCGUUUCUUGACUCUUUGCUAUGUUAAAGGAAGGUUGGACUUUUUAGAAGGGGUUGGCUUAGGAUUUUAUUUGACCAAUAAUUAAGAUCUUCAUUCCAUUUAUUUAAAACUUUCACAUGCAGUUGUGUAAGUAUUUUUAUAUCUCCUCUUAAGUUAGAGUUUGAGUUUCAUAUGAAAUUUUAACUCUAACUUAAAAGACAGCACCAAAAAUACUUAAGAAAUUGCAUGUAAGUUUUAUCUAUUUUUUUAUUUUGUUUAUUAUAUUUCCAUACCCACCCACACAGGAUUGUUAUAUAUACUGAACAGGUUUUUUACUGUUAUAUAUCUUUCAUUUCAUA
This is a messenger RNA of Vigna radiata var. radiata (mung bean), 2056 nucleotides long. Its product is annotated as WRKY transcription factor WRKY24. The record is from RefSeq and is a predicted model, not a curated record. The transcript has 5 exons. Gene Ontology annotation, biological process: regulation of DNA-templated transcription. The coding region runs from base 165 to 1745 and encodes 526 amino acids. Gene Ontology annotation, molecular function: DNA-binding transcription factor activity; sequence-specific DNA binding. Lineage: Eukaryota; Viridiplantae; Streptophyta; Magnoliopsida; Fabales; Fabaceae.